Messenger RNA from Phragmites australis (common reed), 1604 nucleotides. RefSeq names its product probable carboxylesterase 7. The coding region runs from base 68 to 1318 and encodes 416 amino acids. The record is from RefSeq and is a predicted model, not a curated record. Gene Ontology annotation, molecular function: hydrolase activity. The transcript has a single exon. Lineage: Eukaryota; Viridiplantae; Streptophyta; Magnoliopsida; Poales; Poaceae.
CAUAUUUGGUGGCCUACAUUGGACGGAAGGGCGACGGGUAAGGUAGGUUAGCGGCCAGUGUACUGGGAUGAAGCGGCUCUUGCUGCAUCGGGUGGCUAUGGGCAUGUCAAGGGCUCAUCCGACGGCUGGUACGGGCUCCAGGGCAUUGGAGCCGGGCACGCCAGAUCUCUCUGACCCCAUCUCCUUUUCUCAACGGCGGCUUGUCGCUCCCAGUCGGGGAAGAAACCUGCAGAAGAUGCCCGUGCUGUCGCGUCGGGUGCUCUGCGCGGCUCUUCUCCUCGCCCCGCUCGCCGCUCUGCUCUUCCGCUUCUCGAUCCACAGCCUCCUCAAGCCCCACACGGCCAUGGACCCCGACUCCGAGCUCGAGUUCGAGAUGCCCCACGUGCUGCGUAUGUACAAGAGCGGCCGCGUCGAGCGCUUCGACGGCACCGAGACCGUCCCGCCCUCCCCCGCCGGCGACCCAGCCAACGGUGUCGCGUCCAAGGAUGUCGUCCUCGACCCCGCCGCCAAUAUCUCCGCACGACUCUACCUUCCCCCAGGAUUGGAGCCCGGAAAGAAGCUCCCCGUUGUUCUCUUCUUCCACGGCGGCGCGUUCUUGGUCCACACCGCCGCCUCCCCGCUCUACCACAUGUACGCUGCCUCCCUCGCCGCCGCGACCCCCGCCGUCGUCGUCUCCGUCGACUACCGGCUCGCCCCUGAGCACCGCAUCCCCGCCGCCUACGACGACGCCUUCGCCGCCCUGAAGGCGGUCGUCGCGGCGUGCCGCGCGGAGUUGGACGGCGCCGAGGCCGAGCCCUGGCUCGCCGCGCACGGGGACGUCUCCCGCGUCGUCCUCGCCGGCGACAGCGCUGGGGCCAACAUGGCGCACAACGUGGCGAUACGGCUGCGAAAGGAAGGCAUCCAGGGGUACGGCGACGCCGUCAGCAGCGUCGUGCUCGUGCACCCGUACUUCUGGGGUAGAGAGCCGCUGGGCGCGGAGCCCACCGACGCCGCCUACCGCAGCAUUUUCGACCCAACGUGGGGCUUCGUCUGCGGCGGAAAGUACGGCCUGGACCACCCGUACAUCAACCCGAUGGCGUCGCCGGAGGAGUGGAGGCAGCUCGGGUGCCGACGCGUGCUGGUGACAACGGCGGAUCAGUGCUGGUUCGUGGAGAGGGCGCGGGCCUACGCGGAGGGGAUCAAGAAGUGCGGGUGGGAAGGGGAACUCGAGUUCUACGAGACCAAGGGCGAGGGGCAUGUCUACUUCUUGCCCAAGCACGGCUCCGACAACGCCGUCAAGGAGCUCGCCAUCGUUGCCGACUUCGUCAGGCGCUGUUGAGGCUGAUUUGCUUGGUCGUCCGGCACAUGGUGAGUGAUUCAGCAACAAAGAAGACACAAUUUGUGAUUUUGAUUUUCUUGGCGAAAUUGCAAGAUUCAAAGGAAAAUGGAAGUGCCUUAUCUAGUAUUUCUGGUUCUCAAUUUUUGUUGUGCAUCGAGAUUGAUCCUGAAUUUUAGCACACACUCGAUCUACUAGUCAUGUGCUUGAACUUCUACAGUAGGCGAGCAACCUGCCGUGUUUGAACAUUGAACUGUAUGCUUGAAAAUGAUAAACCCUGUUUCUUUCA